Molecule: messenger RNA, 207 nt
Organism: Eubalaena glacialis (North Atlantic right whale)
Lineage: Eukaryota; Metazoa; Chordata; Mammalia; Artiodactyla; Balaenidae
Product: copper transport protein ATOX1-like
Exons: 1
Coding region: 1-207 (68 amino acids)
Biological process (GO): copper ion transport
Cellular component (GO): cytosol
Molecular function (GO): copper chaperone activity; metal ion binding
Source: RefSeq, a predicted model, not a curated record
AUGCCAAAGCACGAGUUCUCUGUGGACAUGACCUGUGAAGGCUGCUCUAAUGCAGUCACUCAGGUUCUCAAUGAGCUGGGAGGAGUUCAGUUUGACAUUGACCUGCCCAACAAGAAGGUCUGCAUCAACUCUGAGCACAGCGUGGACACUCUGCUGGAGACCCUGGGGAAAACAGGAAAGGCUGUUUCCUACCGUGGCUACAAGUAG